Messenger RNA from Chrysochloris asiatica (Cape golden mole), 1092 nucleotides. RefSeq names its product phosphatidylinositol glycan anchor biosynthesis, class X (gene PIGX). Lineage: Eukaryota; Metazoa; Chordata; Mammalia; Afrosoricida; Chrysochloridae. The coding region runs from base 1 to 1092 and encodes 363 amino acids. Gene Ontology annotation, cellular component: endoplasmic reticulum membrane. The transcript is spliced from 8 exons. The record is from RefSeq and is a predicted model, not a curated record. Gene Ontology annotation, biological process: GPI anchor biosynthetic process.
AUGAAGUUGAAGAAAAUUACAAGUUCAGGAGAGCCUGAAUAUGACCUUGAAUAUAUCCAGCUUAUAUUUAAAGAGCAUCUCAAGAAGAGGCGAUGGCUACAGUCUUACACACGUGACUGUAAGACGAACUCCUUGGCAGGAGACCCAAAAGCGCAAAUACCUGGAAGUGGAGAUCAAGGCCCAAAGCGUCCCGAGUUGGCGCCCAGACAGCUUGUCCCGGUGCUGGCUCAGACGUUCCCACAGCAACAGCCCAGAGCGUCCUUCUACCCACAUUUCAUCCUGCACGCCCCGUACGGGCACCCGCCCUCCGGCGUCCUGGCUGCCCUGGCCGUGGUUAUCCGGGCGGCCGCCUGGCUCCUCCUUUGGGUGGCGACUGGGUUGACCUGCACGCCUGCCGCGGCCUUCACUGACCGCCCCUUCAACGUUGGCAUAAGGGCCACUUGUUCUGAAAUUAUUUUGAGACUAGAAGUUUUGAAAGAUGGUUUUCACAGAGACCUAUUAGUAAAAGUGAAAUUCGGAGAGAGCAUUGAGAAUUUACAGACCUGCAAACUCUUAAUUAAACAGUAUAUCCCUACAGGACUAUUUGUGGAUCCAUAUGAGUUGGCUUCAUUACGAGAGAAAAACAUAACAGAGGCAGUGAUGGUUUCAGAAAACUUUAAUAUAGAAGCGCCUAAUUAUUUAUCCAAGGAAUCGGAGAUUCUCAUCUAUGCCAGACAAGAUUCACAGUGCAUUGAUUGUUUUCGAGCAUUUUUGCCUGUGCACUACCGCUAUCAUCGGCCACAUAGUAAAGAGGGAGAAACAUUUAUUGUGGUCAAUAACCCAGAUUUAUUGAUGUACUGUGACCAAGAGUUCCCAGUUUUGAAAUGCUGGGCUCAGUCAGAAGUGGCAGCUCCUUGUUCUUUGAAGAAUAAUGAUAUCUGCCAAUGGAAAAACAUGAAGUAUAAAUCAGUGUUUAAGAAUGUGACUCUACAGGUUCCAGUGGGAUUGACUAUACAUACCUCAUUAGUAUGUUUUGUGACACUGCUCAUUACAAUCUUGUGUUCUACUUUGAUCCUUGUAGCUGUUUUCAAAUAUGGACAUUUUUCCCUAUAA